Molecule: messenger RNA, 1035 nt
Organism: Ramularia collo-cygni
Lineage: Eukaryota; Fungi; Ascomycota; Dothideomycetes; Mycosphaerellales; Mycosphaerellaceae
Product: related to ADH7-NADP(H)-dependent alcohol dehydrogenase
Exons: 2
Coding region: 1-1035 (344 amino acids)
Biological process (GO): alcohol metabolic process
Molecular function (GO): zinc ion binding; alcohol dehydrogenase (NADP+) activity
Source: RefSeq, a predicted model, not a curated record
AUGUAUUCGUUUCAAAGCCCGCAAGAACAAGCCAAGCAUACGCUACGGACUUAUCACUUCUCUCCUGAAAAUUCUAGUUACUCCCUCCAAACCACAGAGCUGCCCAUCCCUCCCACCUCUGUUCUCAUCAAAACAACCCACUCCGGGAUAUGCCAUACAGACAUACACGCCAAACCCUCGGGCUGUGGUCUCGGUCAUGAAGGAAUAGGACACAUUGCCGCCCUAGGCUCUUCGAUCGUCAGCUUCCAGGUUGGAGACCGCGUAGGCUGGGGAUGGUUACACACAUCCUGUAAACAAUGCAAGACUUGCAAGUCCGGAUACCCACAAUACUGCCACCAAGCACGUGGCUUCGCCUUCACAGACACAGACCAAGGAUCCAUGUCCACAGCCCGAAUCAUCGACGUGGACCUCAUCGUUCGCAUUCCAGAUGAAAUUCCAUCACUUUACGCAGCACCUUUAAUGUGCGCUGGUGCCUCUACAUUUGAAGCCCUAUACGCAGCAGGCGUCAGCGCAGACUCUCACGUCGGAGUUGUUGGAGUCGGAGGAUUGGGCCAUAUGGCAACACUUUUCGCUAAAGCUAUGGGAUGCGAAGUCACUGCCAUUUCGCGGACUGAGGGGAAGAGGGAGGACGCAAGAGCUUUGGGCGCUGAUCACUUCAUUCUGUCCUCGCCCAACAUGAAGAUGGGAGACAAGGGAGAAGGGAUCGAUGUCCUACUCAUUACCUCCGCUGCUGUUCCAGAUUUCAAAAGCUUCCUGCCAUUGCUGGCGCGGAGGGCUACAAUUGUACUGAUGACGAUUCAAGGAGACAGCAUUGAAGUCCCCUACAUGGAUUUUGUACUGCCGGGACAUCGAAUGGUUGCCAGCACGGAAUGUGGGAGGGAGAACUGGAAGCGAAUGCUGGAGUUUGUGGCGGAGAAGGGGAUAGUACCAUGGGUCGAAGAAUUCGAGAUUUCUGACAAAGGAAUUGAGACAGCAUUUGAAAGAUUGGAGGGCGGUAAGAUGAGAUAUCGAGGAGUGCUGAGUUGGAGAGAAUAA